This is a messenger RNA of Acanthocheilonema viteae, 231 nucleotides long. NCBI's taxonomy places the organism in Eukaryota, Metazoa, Nematoda, Chromadorea, Rhabditida, Onchocercidae. The record is from the annotation of a GenBank genome assembly.
UUUGAACGGAAAAAAUUACGACGAAUUCGGAACAAUGAUGCCGCCCGGCGAUCACGUCAAGCACGUCGUGUGAAAGAAGCAAAAAAUCGUACUCGUCUGGCUGCUCUCGAACAGGAGAACGAUGCAUUACGGACGCAAAUUGGCAUAUUGAAAAAAGAAUUGGAACACGUACAUUUAGUUAUUUUAGCAACAAAUGUAACAUGGAAAAGAUUACUGCAAGAUCAAUUUUAG